AUGGGCUCUCGCCAUGGAUCCACGCUCAAACUCGCAAACCUCUUCUCCAACGCCUCCAAAAGAGAACCCUCGCCAUUGCUCGCCGUGUCUCUCACAAAGCGCAUCACGGAGCUUGGUAGACAUGGCCAAGUGGACAGAGCCCAUCACCUGUUCGUCCAAAUGCCGCAGAGAACCCAAGUCUCCUGGAAUGCCAUGCUCUCCAUCCUCAUUGACUCCGGACGGUUAGCUUCCGCACUUGAACUAUUUGAUGAAAUGCCUAAGAAGAAUUCAACUUCAUAUACAUCCAUGAUCACCGGCCUUUCGAGAGCCGGCUUCGUCUCGAGAGCAUGGCAACUCUUUGAUACCAUCCCGCUAUCUGUUCAGAAUGUGUUCUCUUGGACAUCCAUGAUUACUUGUUAUGCUUACAAUAGUGAGCCUUUGCAAGCCUUAAUUUUUUUUGCAAGAUGCUAUGCGGAGUUUUUCGAGCUAAAGAUUUUGCCCAAUUCGCACACUUUUAGUGUUUUGCUCAAGUCAUGUGUGUCUAUCCAAUCUCUGCAUGCAGCAAUGCAAGUCCAGACUUUGUCAGUAAAGGUUCUUGAGGAGGACUCUGAAAGUUCGACCUUUGUGCAGAACUCUCUGAUCGAUGUGCAUGCCAAAUUAGGCAAUUUGGUUGAUGCCGAAAAAGUGUUUGAUAGGAUGAAAUUCAAGGAUCUUGGUUCCUGGAAUACGAUAAUGGAUGCAUACACUCAUCACUUGUUGGUCAACAAAGCUUUAAGUGUCUUUAACAGCAUGACAUCGAAGGACACUCUUUCGUGGAACAUUAUAAUGGCUGGGUUAUCGAACAAUCACCGCGCUGAAGAAGCUCUGAAGCUCUUCAUCUGCUUAUUAAGGUCGGAAGAUGAUUCAAUGCCUAAUGCAUCAACAUAUACUAUCAUCCUAACUGCUACUACUACCAUGACAAUGCUGGAAUUCGGAAAACAAGUUCAUGCAAGCACUGUAAAAAUUGGCUUGUAUAAUAGCAACGUCUUUGUAUGCAACUCUUUGCUUAGUAUGUAUUCAAACUGCGGCAUUGUAGAAUUAACCGAACGAGUGUUCAAGGAGAUGCAUCACAAGGACAUUGUCUCAUGGAAUUCAGUGAUACAAGGACUGGGGCAGAAUGGAUGCAGCAAAAGAGCUUUGGAGAUUGCUGAACAAGCAUUAUCUGCUAACAAAUUCAAUCACAAUACUUUUACUGCAAUUCUGACGAGUUGCAGCCAUGGAGGGUUGGUUGAUGAGGGAUUGAAAUACUUCAACUCAAUGAGUGAAAUCUAUGGAAUUGAACAGGGAUUGGAUCAAUAUGUUUGUAUGGUUGACAUGCUUGGGAGAGCUGGAAAGGUGGAAAUAGCACUGGAAAUGCUCUGUAAAAUGCCUUUCAGAGCAAACAGUGUUGCAUGGGAAACACUUCUGAGUGCUUGUGUGAUUCAUGGUAAUGUGAAUGUUGGAAGAAUUGCAGCAAAAGAACUUGAAAUUUUGAAACCUGGUAAUGCUAGAAGUUAUUAUGCAUUGGCAAGUGUUUAUCAGAAAGCAGGCAAAGCAGAGGAAUCAAAGAGAGUUCUUGAUUUGAUUUGGAACAAGGAGUUGAGGAAAAACUCUGGUUUUUCUUGGGUUGUUGAGGCAUGA
Molecule: messenger RNA, 1638 nt
Organism: Dioscorea cayenensis subsp. rotundata (Guinea yam)
Lineage: Eukaryota; Viridiplantae; Streptophyta; Magnoliopsida; Dioscoreales; Dioscoreaceae
Product: pentatricopeptide repeat-containing protein At2g13600-like
Exons: 1
Coding region: 1-1638 (545 amino acids)
Biological process (GO): RNA modification
Molecular function (GO): RNA binding; protein binding
Source: RefSeq, a predicted model, not a curated record